AUGCACCAGGAGGUUCAUGAGCACAGGGACCAGUCUCAGUGGAGGAAGAUGCUGAGACCCUGCAGACUGCUGCUGUGGGAGGUGGCUCUUAGGUUAUCUUAUCAUGUUGUUACAGCCGGUAUAUGUCUGGGGGGGUCAGACAUCUUUGCAUCGGUCAAAGAGAACAGUCCGACAGGUGAGUUUAUCUCUAACAUCAGCAUCCGUGGAUAUCCAGGAGCCAACACUGUCAAACUGUGUCUGACUGGAGACAACGCCAACUGGUUCUACUUAGAAGGUCGAACCAUCAGACUCAACACUUCGCUCUCCAGAGUCCUUGACAGAGAGGUUCAGGGAUCAGUGCUGAUAGCAGAACUGACCUGUUAUGAAGAUGAUGUCAUGCAGAGUCAGUACAGGAUCCUGGUGGAGAUUGUGAAUGAAAAUGACAACAGACCAAACUUCCUGCCAGAAACGAUUCAGCCGUUCACCAUCAGUGAGCUGACACCAGUGAACUCUGUGGUUUUCACUGUCAAGGCAGUUGAUGCAGAUGGAGACAUGAUCAGUUACAUCAUCGAUCAAUCAUCACCUGAUGCCUGGUUCUUCAGGAUCGAUCUACCAAACAGUGGAAACAUAGUCCUCAACAAACCGCUGGACUACGAGACCAGAACUCACCUGGAGCUCAUCAUCUGUGCCCAGGAGUCAAACUCUGAGGAGAAGUUCAACACGACGGCUCUUUUAACUGUGAACAUUGAGGAUGGAGACGACCAGUAUCCUCACUUCCUGCCUUGUACACCUGUCUCUCCAGGUGUUCCUGUCUGCAUGAGCCCCACCUACACCACCAACAUCACACAGAAACACCAGGAUGUUAUUCUUGAGUUUUCUCCUGGUCCAAUCAGAGCAGAGGAUGGAGACAGAGGAAUCGACACGCCUCUGAUCUACAGCAUCCUGUCAGGUGAUGAUCAGAGCAGGUUUGUGAUCAACGACAGGACAGGUGAGCUCAGGUUAACCCGAGGUGUGGACGACCGACGACUGACACCAAACUUCACACUCAACAUCAUGGUGUGUCAAGUGGAUGACAGGCUGAAGUAUAGUGUGGCGUCAGUUCUGGUCAGAGUUCUCUAUGAGAACACGUUCCCUCCAGUUUUCAACAGAACCACCUUUAAAGGUUUCAUCAUCCAGAGCUCUAGCCCCGCCUCCAUUGUCUCCACCUAUGGGAACCAGGUGUUACAGGUCCAGGUGUCAGACCGUGACUUUUCUGAUGGCCUGAAUCCAAACAUCCACUACUCCCUCCAUCCUCUGUCUGGACUGUACCAAGUCACCCAGAGGGGGGUUCUCAUCGCCAGGACGGACCAGCUGCACGCCUUCGACAGACACAUAUUACAGGUUAUAGCCAGAGACGAAGAAUCAGGAGAAGAGGUUUCAGCUUCAGUGGACAUUGAAGUCCUGCAGAGAGGACAAGCAGUCCCUCGUGGUGCGUUCACUGAGCAGCAGAUGUUUGGAGAUGUGGACAGCAGACUGGCAGGAGGAAUAGCAGUGAUGAUUCUGCUGAUGUUUCUAUCAGCUUUUCUGUUUCUGCUGCUUCGAACAAUGAAGAGGCGACGUUUACAGAGGGACCCUGAAGAACACACAGCUGUUGCUCUGGAAAAACAUCCGAACGUGGUACAAACUCAAACACUGACACUUUAAAACACCUGACGAUGUCUGAAACUUUCAAAUGAAGACUUGGGUUCACCAGCUGUUUUCAGAGAAACAUCUGAACACUAAACAUCUGUCCUCAGCAGACACAUUCAGAGCAGCUGGUGAACACUGAUGUUGCCCUCAGGAGCUGCUGGAGUUUUGAGUGUUGAGCGAAAUGUUUGUUACUAAUGAACAGCUGAGUCUCUUUAUGACGAACAUCUGAAAUAUGAUACACUGUAAAUUUGACCUUAAAGAAUUAAUCGAUAUAUCAGUUAGUUGUGAAGAAAUUCACCAGCGACAUUGUUGAUAACUGAUGAUCAAUCACUGAUCAUUUCAAUAUGUUUUCAUUUCAACAUGUCUAAAUAGAUUGAUCAAGAAAAUAAUCAGCAGAUCAGUCUAUGAUGGAAAUGAUCAUUAGUUUCUGCUUGUAUAUAAAUAAUAAUGUAUAAAUAUAAUCUUCAAA
Molecule: messenger RNA, 2116 nt
Organism: Seriola dumerili (greater amberjack)
Lineage: Eukaryota; Metazoa; Chordata; Actinopteri; Carangiformes; Carangidae
Product: cadherin-related family member 5-like
Exons: 14
Coding region: 1-1662 (553 amino acids)
Biological process (GO): homophilic cell-cell adhesion
Cellular component (GO): membrane
Molecular function (GO): calcium ion binding
Source: RefSeq, a predicted model, not a curated record